Dendroctonus ponderosae (mountain pine beetle) is the source of this 1356-nucleotide messenger RNA. RefSeq lists its product as uncharacterized. The transcript is spliced from 3 exons. The coding region runs from base 288 to 731 and encodes 147 amino acids. NCBI's taxonomy places the organism in Eukaryota, Metazoa, Arthropoda, Insecta, Coleoptera, Curculionidae. The record is from RefSeq and is a predicted model, not a curated record. Gene Ontology annotation, biological process: positive regulation of voltage-gated potassium channel activity; sleep; regulation of synaptic transmission, cholinergic.
GUUCCCUAAUCUCCUGAGAGUAAUUUUACUAAAAAGGAAGAUAUUUGUAUGCAAUGGCACAGAUUCUUGUUUACCUCGUUUACGAAAAACUGGGCCGGCAAUGAGUAAUUAUCAACUUAUAACACCUCGCAAGCAAACGAAGUUUGGUUGUAUUCCUCAGAUCAAAACUGGCGAUUUUUUCAGUCAAAACUUCUUAAUAGUUCUCUAUGAAGAUUGUCAUAGUGCAAAGUGCCUGAAGUUGUAAUUGUGGUAGACCAGGAUUUGUUAAUGUUAUCCAAACAUUCGACAUGGAAAUGCCCAUUUCGUCUAGACUUGUGACAUUUCUGGCCAUUCUAUGUGCGUUCCAAGAGGGAAACGCAAUAAGAUGUUAUGAAUGUGUGGCCAGAUUAGGACUGGGCGAUUCUAGCCCUUGUCUUUAUGGUGAUCGGACUCAGCUGCGCAGAGUGAAUUGUAUGGGCCCAUCUGUCUGCGCAGCUUAUCACUAUCAAACAAUGAUUCCUGGAACUCCUCCAAUCAACCACAUCACCAGAGGUUGUCAAGCUCUCCGCUUUGGGGCCACUUGUGAAGACAUUUUUCAACAGCUAAGAAGAAGAAAUGAAAUUUUACCAGGCCAACAUACAUGCACCACUUGCAGCACUGAUCUUUGCAAUUCCAAUAGUAGAAUAAUGCCUGUUUUCCCAAUUAUUUUUACAUUCUUUUGCUUAGCGCUGUAUCGAAUUGUUUUUUCUUGACGAUUUUAGAUAAUUCUAAACACAUUGGAAAUGUUUUAAUAUCGCUUGGAAAAAUGUUUUUUUAGUAAAUAGACUCUUUAAAUACUUAUGUUACCUUAUAGUAUUUAAGGUAUAUCUUCCAUUAACAGUUUUUAAAUAAGGCAAAAACUAUUUAUUGAAUGGAAGCAUUUUUGUCACUCCAAAAAGUUAAUAGGUCUUUUGUAUAAUUCGAUGUAACUUUACUAUUAGCAUUUCAAUAUAUAAUAAUUCUGCCAUGCAAAUAAGAAGUAUUACAGUUAGCUAUGCCAGAUACCUAAUCCAAUCCGGUCCAUUUGUAGGGUAUGAACGAACGGUGAUUAUAAUUUCAAGACAUGUACAUGUGUUUAUAUCAUUCUAUGUCAUUUUUAUAAUAACUUGUUGGCUUACAGAAUUUUUUACUUGGCUAGGUUUUGCAGGAUCGCGAACAAAAUAUACAUAACUUUUUUUAUAUUUUAUACAAGCGUCCAAAAAUAUGUAUAAAUGUAACUUCAAAUUUGGGAACUUUAUAGACGGUAUAACCUUUAUUAAGCCAAGUAAAUGAGGACAUGGUAAAUCGGCGCUUGUUUGCAAGCGGUGCAAAAUAAAUACUCAAAGAAUUUCAUUAUUA